AUGCCGAGGGACUAUCUGCUCCCUUUACUCUCAGUUUGUCUCUUUGUCAUACAACUUGGUCUUUCUGUAAGCGACCUACCGUCUAUUAAGCUCAUGCAAGAUAUUGUAUGUAGGCAUGUCCAUCGAAUCGAUAGCCCUGAGCUACUUCCAGAAGAGAAAUGUCGGGAUGAGCCGGUGCAGCAACGACUUAACUUCAUCAUGAUGGGGAUGCAAAUAUCCGCCACUAUUUCGGCUACCUUAGUUGCGUUCCCCUUGGGUGUUCUCUCAGAUCGAAUCAGCCGACUUCCUGUACUAGGUGCAAGGAUCCUCAGCAUGAUACUCUCACAAUCAUAUGCCAUGUUCGUACGCUGGAAAUCAGACAUGAUUCCACUCGAGGCAAUAUGGUGUAUCGGUGUCGCACUUCUCUUUGGUGGAGGUCGAAGCGUUGCUGAGGCCAUGUGGGUUAUGGCCUCUGGACUUGCUGCUCAGCUCGAAGGCCCUGUGCUAUCAGUAGAGCUUGUUCAGUCAUCGGUAUGGAUGCCACUAUUCUUGUCCUUGGGCUUGGUACUCGGAGGCGGUAUCACCCUAGUGAGCAUUGGGCCGUAUGACUAUGGUCUGGAGUCGAACAUGUUGAGCUUGGAGUCUCUCAAGAGAACAUCCGUGAUGGUCGCUUUCAAGUCGAUGUUCUCUAGGCCUCUCCUCCGGCUUAUCCCUGGUACUGUCAUGACAAUCCCACUAGCAACAGUGCAGACUGAUAUCGCCAUUCGCCUAAUGCCCAUACAGUUCAGCGGGCCUCUCAACCGUUCUAUACUUAUUGUAUCUUUGCCAAGCUUGGUCACACUUCUCACCCUAUGCAUACUGCUACCUGUCAUCACAUGUAUCUGGAGCAAACUCACACGUUCGCCAACUCAUCGCAGAUGCUCAAAUCUAGCUUGCGCGAGUUCGUUGCUAUUCUUAGCUGGCUGCCUCUGCAUGAUGAUGGUAACAAAGGAAGCCUUCAUCGUUGCAGGCCUAGCCGUGUCGGCACUGGGCUCAGGUCUACCUACGCUAUGCCGGUCCAUGUUAGUUAGGAUGACAGGGGAUGAGAGAGCCGGGAUGCUAUUUGGGCUACUGGCGGUCUGUGAGAUCCUAGGUCUUCUCGCUUGUGAGGCAAGCAUGGGGGCGUUGUUUGGGGUUGGGCUGAAGACGUGGCUGGGGAUGCCAUUUUGUCUGGGGACAGCAGCUUCUCUUGUUAUAAGUCUGACCACAUGGCUAGUCCCCACGAAGUUAUUGAACACUGGAGAUGGCUGA
Molecule: messenger RNA, 1269 nt
Organism: Fusarium oxysporum Fo47
Lineage: Eukaryota; Fungi; Ascomycota; Sordariomycetes; Hypocreales; Nectriaceae
Product: putative MFS transporter
Exons: 3
Coding region: 1-1269 (422 amino acids)
Biological process (GO): transmembrane transport
Cellular component (GO): membrane
Molecular function (GO): transmembrane transporter activity
Source: RefSeq, a predicted model, not a curated record